CUUUCUUCCCUUCUCUCUCACGCUCUCACGCAGUUCUCUCUUCUCUUCUCACUCCGCAGAAGAGAGAGAAAUAUCCCAACACACUCCCAAUCCCAAUCUCUAUCUAUCCUUCUUCAUCCCUAACCUUUCCUUCCUCUCUCUCUCUUCCUCUCUAUCUCGUAAAGUUCUCCUUUUUGGUUCUUUUGAGCCCUCAGAUUCGCUCGUCGAAUCUAUCGUCUCUUUUUUAUUCAUCUGACGGCGGAGAUUUCAUCUCGAAGCGAGAGAUCCUGAGGUAUGCAGCAAGGUGAUCAGACGGUGAUUAGCUUGAGGCCUGGUGGUGGUCGAGGCGGCGGCUCCGGCGGUGGUAGCAGGUUCCUUGCUCCUCGAUUCGACUCCUCCUCUUCUGCUUCCUCCACGACUUCUGCCUCCCUUGCCUUCGGCGAUCUUCCUCUCCUCCGCCCCCAUGGCGGCGCUUCUUCAGCGUUCUCCAUCAAGGCUGGAGAUUCACGAUUUGAGGGUCGCGAGCGGGUGCGUUAUACCAGGGAUCAGCUUUUACAGCUCCGAGAGGCUGUUCAAAUCCCCGAUGAUAUUUUGAAGAUCAAACAAGAUAUUGAAGCUGAACUUUUUGGUGAGGAUCAAAAUCAAAGUUGGGGACGCUCGGAGAACAACCCUCCACCUCAAUUUCAAAAUAGAUACUCUGAACCUGACAAUCGUGACUGGCGUGGCCGGUCUGGGCAGCCUCCUCCUGCAAAUGCUGAUGAGAGGUCCUGGGAUAAUCUCAGGGACAGGGAGAAUAGGGAGUUUGGCAAUACUAGUCAGGUUAAUCGUCAAGACCAACUGAAUUCUCAGUUUGCAAGGGCACACAUCUCAUCUAACCAAGUGGGAGGACCUUCUCCUACUCUGGUCAAGGCUGAGGUGCCAUGGUCCGCUAGAAGGGGAAGUCUCUCUGAAAAGGAUCGUGUCCUGAAGACUGUUAAAGGAAUACUAAAUAAGUUGACUCCUGAGAAAUUUGAUCUUCUAAAGGGUCAGUUGAUUGAUGCAGGCAUAACAUCAGCUGACAUACUCAAGGGGGUCAUUUCGCUUAUAUUUGAUAAGGCAGUGCUAGAGCCAACAUUUUGCCCCAUGUAUGCUCAGCUCUGUUCUGAUCUUAAUGAAAAGCUGCCUCCUUUCCCAUCAGAUGAACCUGGUGGGAAAGAAAUCACUUUUAAGCGAGUACUCUUGAAUAUCUGCCAGGAGGCGUUUGAAGGUGCAGAUAAGCUGAGGGAAGAACUUAGGCAAAUGACUGCUCCUGAUCAAGAGAUGGAGCGCCGUGACAAGGAGAGACUUGUCAAGCUUCGUACCCUUGGAAACAUCCGCUUAAUUGGAGAGCUGCUGAAGCAAAAAAUGGUUCCAGAAAAGAUUGUCCAUCACAUUGUUCAGGAGCUUCUAGGACCUCCUGACAGCAAGAUCUGUCCAGCUGAGGAAAAUGUUGAAGCUAUAUGUCAAUUUUUCAACACCAUUGGUAAGCAGCUCGAUGAAAGUCCAAAAUCACGGCGGAUAAAUGAUAUUUACUUCAACCGGUUGAAAGAGUUGAGCACAAACUCCCAACUUGCACCACGUCUGAGGUUCAUGGUUCGUGACGUUCUAGAUUUGCGUUCUAAUAACUGGGUUCCAAGACGUGAAGAGGUGAAAGCUAAGACCAUCACUGAAAUUCAUUCCGAGGCCGAAAAGAAUCUUGGUCUGCGUCCAGGUGCUACUGCAAGUAUCAGAAAUCCCCGUGGUGUAGUUUCUGGUGUUCCUGGAAAUACCAACCCUGGGGGCUUCCCCAUUGCCCGACCUGGCACUGGGGGCUUGAUGCCUGGGAUGCCUGGGACAAGGAAGAUGCCUGGGAUGCCUGGAAUUGAUAAUGAUAAUUGGGAGAUGCCUAGGACUAGAUCAAUUCCUAGAGGUGACAUUUCAGGUGCUCAAACUGCAGGACGUGGCCAGUCUCCUAUGUUUUCCAAGUCAUCAACCCUGAGCUCUAAGUAUCUACCUCAAGGAAGUGCUGGUCUUAUGAGAAAUAGUGCCUUAGUGCAUGGAGGGGGUGGACCUCCUGCUCGUCCAUCAAAUUAUGGUUUUGGUUCUGAGCCUGCACCUCAGGUCGCUUCACCUGUUAAAGCCGCUCCUCCCGCUGUGUCCUCUGAGAAAGCACAGGCUCCAGUUGUAAAAUCGGAUACUGCUGAUCUUCACCGGAAAACAGUGUCUCUUCUGGAAGAAUAUUUCAGUGUUCGCCUCUUGGACGAGGCACUGCAGUGUGUGGAGGAACUAAAAUCACCUGCUUACCACCCAGAGUUUGUCAAGGAAGCCAUUUCUCUUGCUCUGGAUAAAAGCCCACCCUGCGUUGAACCUGUUGCCAAUCUUAUCGAGUAUCUUUUGAUGAAGAAGAUCCUUGUGCCUAGAGACAUAGGAACUGGUUGCUUGUUAUUUGGUUCAAUGAUUGAUGAUAUUGGCAUAGACUUGCCUAAAGCACCAAACAAUUUUGGGGAGAUAAUAGGAAGACUGAUUUUGGCUGGAGGUUUGGACUUUAAGGUGGUGAGGGAGGUACUUAAGAAGGUGGAAGACGACCGGUUCCAGAAAGUAAUAUUCGACAGCGCUAUGCAUGUCAUCAGCUCUGCAUCCGGGCAAGCAGUGUUAGAAUCACAAGCGUCGGAUAUUGACGCAUGCCGGGGACUGUUCCAGUGAAACCUGAUGGGGAUUAUGCAUGACCAAAUUGUGUAUCUGGACGAACAUCUCUUCCCUGUUUCACUACUUUCAAGUUCCCAACCCUUUUUACGCUCACACUUGAGUUAAAGAGCAUUUUGUAUUGCACUAUGUUAUAAAAGUGGAGUUUCAAUUAUCAGGUAUUUUCCAUCAAGUUGUAUAAUUUUGAUUUUGGUCUUUUUGGGGAUGUCGUAGAGGUGUUUAUUUGUUGAGGGAACAGUCAAAACCAUAAAUUCUACGGAUUUUGUUUCUCCUAGAGAAAAUGGCCCAUUACAGGGUCCAAAUGUUUUUUGUAUUUCAUUAGUUUCCAUUUUAUUUUUAAUUUUCUUUACAAGAGUAAUUGUUAAACUCGUCAGUUCAUAAAUAUCAUUGUCGUUAUUUCCUCC
Arachis stenosperma is the source of this 3083-nucleotide messenger RNA. RefSeq names its product eukaryotic translation initiation factor. Lineage: Eukaryota; Viridiplantae; Streptophyta; Magnoliopsida; Fabales; Fabaceae. The coding region runs from base 274 to 2679 and encodes 801 amino acids. Gene Ontology annotation, cellular component: eukaryotic translation initiation factor 4F complex. Gene Ontology annotation, molecular function: protein binding; translation initiation factor activity; mRNA binding. The record is from RefSeq and is a predicted model, not a curated record. The transcript is spliced from 9 exons.